Molecule: messenger RNA, 1435 nt
Organism: Phyllopteryx taeniolatus (common seadragon)
Lineage: Eukaryota; Metazoa; Chordata; Actinopteri; Syngnathiformes; Syngnathidae
Gene: mpg
Product: N-methylpurine DNA glycosylase
Exons: 3
Coding region: 138-1022 (294 amino acids)
Biological process (GO): base-excision repair
Molecular function (GO): DNA binding; alkylbase DNA N-glycosylase activity
Source: RefSeq, a predicted model, not a curated record
UUGUCUUACUUCCUGUAUAUACUUCCGGGUUUGCGCUAGCUCGUUCGCAUUCGCUUUAAUCAUAAUAAACCACCAGGGAAAGGGAAAACAAAAACAAUUUACUUCCCCCAAACAACGCAAAUUAAAAUGUCGCGUCCAUGCGAUACAUAAUGGCAGAGCAUAAGAGAACGCUGCCGUCACGCAAAGGUGACCAAAAAGCGAAUAAACGCGUGAAUGAGAGCGAAUUAGCCGCUGAGAGCAAACAACUGAAGCUGAAUGAGACGACGACGGUGGUGCAAAGUGUUGAUUUGAGUGGUGGUCAAAAUGCUGAGAUGCGGAGAAGACUCGGAGAGGAUUUCUUCACACAACCUUGCGUCGCUUUGGCCAAAGCUUUCCUCGGCAAGGUGCUGGUGCGGCGGCGAGAGGACGGCACGGAGCUGAGAGGCCGCGUGGUGGAGACGGAGGCCUACCUGGGGGGAGAGGACAAGGCGUCGCACUCUGCGGGGGGCAAGCGCACAGAGAGGAACACGGCCAUGUUCAUGAAGCCCGGCGCCAUAUACGUGUACCCGAUCUACGGCGUCUACCUCUGCAUGAACGUGUCCAGUGAAGGUCGUCGCGAUGGCGCCGCCGUGCUGCUGCGCUCGCUGGAGCCGCUGCAGGGUCACGCCGUCAUGAGGCAGCUGAGGGCCGCCAGACGCAAAGACGGGGCCCGGCCCCUCAAGGACAAGGAGCUGUGCAACGGACCCUCAAAGCUGUGUCAGGCCCUGGACGUCCCGCGCCGCUUUGACCGCCGGGACCUGGCGACCGACCCGGAGGUGUGGCUGGAGGACGCGGAUCUAUCUGCGGGAGACGCCCACGACGGGGUCGUGGUGGAGGCGCCGCGUGUCGGCAUUGAGUCCCACGGGGAGUGGGCCAAGAAGCCUCUGCGGUUUUAUAUCCGUGGGAACGCUUGCGUUAGCGUGGUGGACAAAGUGGGGGAAAGACGAGAGGAUCCGCCCGACCUCCACCGUCAAAAUAUCUGUAACCGUACACAAAUGGACUAAAGUACUGAAACGCAGACUCUGAAUCAAUUCAUUCACUCUGAAUCAAUUCAUUCACUCAACCUUCCCCCCCCCCCCUGUCAGGGUCCAUUUAAAAGCAGUGUUUUUCAACUUUUGAGCCAAGGCACAUAUACUGUAUUAUAUACCGGUAAAAAAGAACAUCCACAAAUUUCACUUAAAGUAUAUCUACUGAAAUAAUGCUGAUGUCAUUUCAGUUUACUCCAAAAUUGACUUAUAGUGUGAAAUAUAGUCCCGUUGAGUUCCACACAAAGCUAUUCCAACAGGUGCAUACAUGGGUUACUUGUACCCUCUGCCAUCUAGUGGAAGAGCAUUGAAUUGUUCUGCCUGUCACUAUACGGCGCUGGCAUAGAUAGAUGAACGAAGAUAUUUGUAUACAUAAAUAUUUUUGGGACCAA